Molecule: messenger RNA, 18377 nt
Organism: Dromaius novaehollandiae (emu)
Lineage: Eukaryota; Metazoa; Chordata; Aves; Casuariiformes; Dromaiidae
Gene: DSEL
Product: dermatan sulfate epimerase like
Exons: 2
Coding region: 1554-5204 (1216 amino acids)
Molecular function (GO): sulfotransferase activity; chondroitin-glucuronate 5-epimerase activity
Source: RefSeq, a predicted model, not a curated record
CAGCCCGCGGCGGGAGCCCCGCCGGGCGGCGCAGCCCCAGCCCCAGCCGCGGCUCCGCCCCCCCGCUCCGGCCCGGCCCUGCCCUCGGGCUCGGCUGCUGCGCUGCGCUGGCAGCAGGGGCGGCGGUGGAGGCCGCCGCUGGGGCUCGGUUCGGUGCUGCAGACGGGCGCUCGCAGCCGCCAGGAAGCAGAGCGGCGGCGGGUGCUGCCGGAGCCCGCAGGACCGGCGCAUCGCUGCUCUGCAGGGGGCUGCCCCCCCCCCCCCGCCGCGUCCCCGCCCCAGGGCUGUCUCCGCGAGUUUGCGGCGCUUCCCCGCUCCUUCGCCGGGCGUCCGCGGCUCUGCCCGGCGCUCCCCGCAGCAGCUCUCCCCGCGCUUAACUCCGGAGAAGGGCAGAGACACGAAGUUGCGGCCAGAUCGAGUGAAAAGUAGCGGCAGCGCCGAGGGGGCCGGAGCUGAGCUGAGCUGAGCCGAGAGGCGCCGGGGCAGCGCGCCGCCACCCACAGCCCCCGCCGGCCGGGGCCGGGUCUGGCCCGGCGCCGCCCGCGCGGCGAGGGGGACAUCGCCAGGCACCGCUGGGAGAGAAACAACUUGCAAAGUGGACAGAAAAACCGAAACUGCUCUUUUAGCAAAAAGUAGUGGCUUUCUGCCUCUCUUGUAUGUUUCCAUUUUACUUCAUAAUGGGAGGUGCAGGAUUAUUUGAAUUGCAGACACAAAAUUUGGGCAUCAUUGGCUGAAGAUAAGAUGGAAGAAGACUUGAAAAUAUGUCGAUACUCCGUGACUAUUGAUUCAGACACACCUUUCACAAACAGGGCAACAGUGGUUAAAAACACUGCAGUUUCGUCAAAAGAAGCUAAUGGAGGAUUUCUGAUUUUUUUUUUCCUUCCACCCUCCCAUGAGAAAGAGAAAAAAUAUGACAGAAAGAAUAUGUAUACAAAUAGAGAUAUGGGGAAGGCUGAAGAGAGUAACUUAAACUUUUGAUUCUGUUUUCCAAGUGCUGUAAAUUCCCUAAAUCAACAAAUACAAAGCAUUGUUUUGAAUAAAUUCUAUGAUUUUGUGAUCAGUGGAGUUUUUUUGUCAACCAUAGAAGUGGAAUUUGACCCGAGUGAAAGAUUUAAAAAAGUAAAUGUCUGACUCUUAAUUCCUAUUUUCAAAUCAAGAAUCAAGUUUUUCCGCAGUUUUCUGCUUAGGAAUACAGUGUUUUAGUCUCUUACUGUGUAUUGUCAACCUGUGCUUUAUGUGAAAAAUCUCAUUACUUUCCCUCUGGUUUUAGUAUUCAUAUUUUAAUGCUGUGUUUGAGAAAAGUGUGAACAGACAAGGCACUUGUGAUUUAGCUUUUCAACAGCCACACUGUUUUCAGUGUCAUACCUCAGAUUACCAGUAAACUGAGCAUCUGUUAGAAUUUACAGUAAAAGCUAAGUCUUUUCUUUUAAGAAAAAGAAAAAUGUCUUAAGGUUUUUUUUUUCUUUUUAACUAACUGGAUCAAAGUUUCAUAUCUGAAUAUUGUAUUUUGUUAGGUGAUGCAUGCCUGGGGGAAAGGAACUGCCUAAUGGAUCAUGGCUCUGAUGUUUACAGGACAUACCUUAUUCCUAGCGUUAAUGAUCUUUGCUGUCUUCACUUUUGAAGAAUCAGUAAGCAAUUACUCUGACUGGGUGACUUUCAUAGAAAAUGUAGAUUGGUAUGGGAAACAGAAACUGCAAGAUCUUAGUGCUGAGCAGAAACAGAGAAAAACUGUUCUUCAUCCAAGCUUGUAUUUUGGUGCUGAAGAUGUCCAGGCAUUGAGGCAGAAGGCUCAUACAAGCCAUUUGCAUCUGUUUAGAGCUAUCAGAAGUGCAGUGACAGUUAUGCUGUCCAACCCAUUAUACUACCUACCUCCACCCAAGCAUGUUGAUUUUGCUGCAAAGUGGAAUGAGAUUUAUGGUAACAAUCUGCCACCUCUAGCAUUUUAUUGUUUGCUGUGCCCCGAAGAUAAAUCUGCAUUUGAUUUUGUUCUAGAAUAUAUGGAUAGAAUGGCUGGUUACAAAAACUGGUUGGUUGAGAAUGCACCUGGAGAUGAAGUGCCACUUGGUCACUCCCUAACAGGAUUUGCCACUGCUUUUGACUUCUUGUAUAAUUCACUGGAAAAUGUGAGAAGACAGAAAUACCUGGAGAAGAUACGGUCUGUAAGUGGGGAAAUGUAUGAGUACUCAAAAGUUCGUGCAUGGGGAAAGCAACUUCUCCAUAAUCACCAAGCAACUAAUAUGCUCGCUUUGCUUACUGGGGCCUUAGUUACAGGUGUGGAUGAGGAACCUCAGGCAAAUAUUUGGAAACAUACUGUUGUUGAUGUGAUGGAGAAAACAAUGUUUCUGCUCAAUCAUAUUGUAGAUGGAUCUCUGGAUGAGGGAGUAGCUUAUGGGAGUUACACAGCCAAGUCAGUGACCCAGUAUGUUUUCCUGGCCCAGCGCCACUUUGGUAUUAACAACUUGGAGAAUAAUUGGCUCAAAAUGCACUUUUGGUUUUACUAUGCCACCCUAUUACCAGGCUUUCAGAGGACGGUGGGCAUAGCAGAUUCUAAUUACAACUGGUUUUAUGGUCCUGAGAGCCAGCUAGUUUUCUUGGAUAAGUUUGUCAUGAAGAAUGGAGCUGGCAACUGGCUGGCACAGCAAAUCAGAAAACACAGACCCAAAGAUGGGCCAAUGGUGCCAUCCACUGCACAGAGGUGGAGCACAUUGCACACUGAGUUUAUAUGGUUUGCUGCAGAACUCACUCCUCAGCCUCCUCCUGACUACGGCACUGCUAAGAUGCAUGUGUUUCCUAACUGGGGAGUUGUUACGUAUGGGGCUGGAUUGCCAAACAGUCAGACAAACACCUUUGUGUCUUUUAAGUCUGGAAAACUCGGUGGACGUGCUGUCUAUGAUAUUGUUCACUUUCAGCCGUAUGCCUGGAUUGAUGGGUGGAGAAGUUUCAAUCCAGGACAUGAACAUCCAGAUCAGAACUCAUUCACUUUUGCUCCCAAUGGACAGGUAUUUGUAUCUGAGGCUCUUUAUGGGCCUAAAUUCAGCCACUUGAACAACGUGUUGGUAUUUGCCCCAUCUCCUACAAGCCAGUGCAACCAGCCUUGGGAAGGGCAGCUUGGUGAGUGUGCCCAGUGGCUGAAGUGGAUUGGUGAUGAGGUUGGAGACUCAAUGGGAGAAAUUAUAACAGCCUCCCAGUCUGAGGACAUGAUGUUUGUGAGUGGUGAGGCAGUAUCUGCUUACACAUCAGCAAUGAAAUUGAAAAGUGUGUAUCGCAUUUUGUUACUCUUAAAUUCUCAGACAUUGUUAGUUGUGGACCAUAUCGAGAAGGAGGAAGACUCUUCUGUUAAUUCAGUCAGUGCCUUUUUUCAUAAUCUUGACAUUGACUUUAAAUAUGUACCCUAUAAAUUUAAGAAUAAAUACAAUGGGGCUAUGAUGGAUGUGUGGGAUGCCCACUAUAAGAUGUUUUGGUUUGAUCAUCAUGGGAGUAGUCCUGUUGCUAGGAUACAAGAGGCAGAACAAGCUGCUGAGUUCAAAAAGCGAUGGACUCAGUUUGUAAAUGUUACCUUUUCUAUGAAAACCACACUUAUGAGGAUUGCUUACCUUUUCUAUGGCCCAUAUGUCAAUGUUUCUAACUGCAGAUUCACUGACAAUGCAAAAUCUGGAUUUCAGAUUUCACUCAAUGUCAACAACACUGAAAAUACUUUAUCUGUUGUGACUGACUAUCAGGAUUUAAAGACAAGAUUCAGUUACUUGGGAUUCGGUGGUUUUGCCAAAGUAGUUCAUGAAAACAAAGUGACCAAGUUUGGUUUAGGUACUGAAUCUAUGAAAAAACAGAUAAAAAAUAAUAGUAUGGUUUUCCCAUUUGGAUUCAAAGUGAACAUAAUUGCAGGAUUAAUUUUGGGUGUGAGCUUGGUCAUACUUGCUUUUCAGUGGCGGUUUUACAUUUCCUUCAGUAAAAUGUUGCGUUGGAUCUUAAUAUUGGUUAUCACUCUGUGGCUUAUUGAACUGGUGGAUGUGUGGAGCACUUGUACGCAGCCCAUCUGUGCAAAAUGGAGCAGUGACAUGACAAGGCUAGAACAUGAUAAAGGCAAUAAAGUCAAACAGUUAGAAGGAAACCCUGUUGUUUUGCCAGAUGUUAUCAUUACUUCACUUCCCGGUUCUGGUGCAGAAAUUUUAAAGCAGCUGUUUUUCAAUAGCAGUGACUUCUUAUACAUCAGGAUACCUACAGCCUAUCUAGAAAUUCCUGAGACUGAAUUUGAGAUUGAUUCCUUUGUAGAUCCGUGUGAAUGGAAGGUUUCCGAUGUCCAGAAUGGCCAUUUUCGACUUCUGCAAGGGUGGUUCCAGUCUCUAGUUCAAGACACAAAGUUACACUUACAAAACAUUAAUUUAUAUGAAGCCAGCAGAAGUAAAAUUGCUCAGCAUUCUACCAUAAGCAGGGACAAAAAGAAAAAAUCCAGAAGGAAAGAAUCUCUGUCAGAGCAAAGAAGAAGGGCAAGAACGAGUCAAGAUAAAGAUGCUGAAUAUAUUAGGGAACUGAGGAGGCACCUUGUCUAUUAUCCUAAUGCACGGCCUGUUCUCAGUUUAAGUAGUGGGAGCUGGACAUUAAAGCUUCCUUUCUUUCAGGAAAUCCUAGGACCUUCAAUGAGAGCUUUAUAUGUAGUAAGGGACCCACGGGCAUGGAUUUAUUCAAUGUUGUACAAAAAUAAGCCAAGCCUUUACUCCUUGAAAAAUGUUCCACAGCGCCUAGCUGCAAUGUUUGAAUGGCAAAAUGGUAAAGGAAAGUGUAGUUUAAAUGAAGGCUAUGCCUUUGAAUAUGAAUCACUAAGAGAAGAACUUUCACAUUCUAAUUCAAAUGCUAUUUCUGUGUUGUCCUAUUUAUGGCUAGCAAACACAGCAGCGGCACUGAGAAUAAAUGGGGACCUGCUACCAACAAAUUAUCAGCUGCUCAAGUUUGAAGAUAUUGUAAACUUUCCUCAGAAGAUGGCUGAAACGAUUUUUGCCUUUCUUGGUGUUCCUCUUUCUCCUGCUAGCUUAAACCAAAUAUUAUUUGCCACCUCUACCAGUCUUUUCUAUCUUCCUUAUGAAGGGGAAAUUUCACCAAGUAACAUUCAUGCCUGGAAACAAAACAUGCCCAAUAAAGAGAUUAGACUGAUUGAGGAUAUCUGUUGUUCUCUUAUGGACCACUUAGGAUAUCCAAAGUUUAUAGAAUAAAUGCUGCUGGUCAGCAGGAAUUUGCACUAAUGAUCUCUGACUCCAAAUUUGUGGAUGAGAAUUAGAGAAGCUUGUUUAUUCUUGUAAAAUGUGUACAGCCUGCUACUUUCAGAGAGAUUAUUUUAUGAAAAGAUAGUUGUUCUUGCUUUUUUUUUUUAACUUGUAUCUGCUUUUGCUGCCUUUUAAAUAAAGCUGUGUGAACCUUUACAGAACUACCAGCUGGGGAGUAUAUAGCUCAGGGGAUUAGUAAUAGGAUAUGGAGCUUUUCACCUUCAGCUUGCCGGUUUGACUCUAGCCCAGGUGGUUAGUUCCCAAAAGUACUUCUCAUCUGAUGGUUGUAUGGUGGCUUAUAUGAAAUUAAAUUGGUGGUAUUGGCCAAGUUACCCAAUGGUGGUAAUUAGACCCCUUGGACAGGUUUGCUUAUACAUUCUGUCUCUCACUAUAGUGGUGCAAAUUAACCAUAAGCCCAGUUUUAAAGCUGUUCUGCCACUUCAGUUCUUCCCACUUCAGUUCUUCCCACUUCAGUGAGAGAAAGCAGCCAGAGCAUUUGAGUGAAUCUAGUUCCUUUUUGACAGUCUCAGCAGAGAGGGCCAGGACUGGAAUGGACAUGGAUAUCAAGUAUUGUUAUGUGAUAUGGUUCCUUCAGCUCAGAUGUGCCACUUCUGUGGGGUUUUGUGCUUUGACUAAAGAGAAGACUUCAUUCUCCAGGCCUGAGAAAGUGGUACCUUUUGUGAGCCUGAAGUAAACUAUCUGGAGAAAAAAGGAAUGGGACACAAUCCAAGAAACCAACAACAUCUCCCAAACUAGCAAUUAAAUAUGGAGAAGAUUUUGUGUAAUUUUGACCUGCAUCUUCAUGUCAACCUCAUUUAAUUUUCAAGGUUGUUUACAUCUCUGCUUCCAGUGCAGCUUUAUCCUGUACAUGCUAAGGGGUUCUGCAAGGAUUUUGUCUUUUUCUGUGAGUCUCUUCAAUCUUUCUUUGUUGUAACACAUUUCUCUGCUGAUUCUUGUGCAGAACUUCACUGAGGCCAGUGCAAAUAUUUAAUGUCAUUGUCAGUGGUGUAUUGUUGAUGUCUGCAUAAAAUGACAAUCUAAGAUUUAGAAGACCUUAAAGAAAUCUCCAGGUCUGUGUUGCUAAGGGAUGUUUUGCUUCUUUGUACAGUGGAUUUCUGCUGGGCAACCAUUGCUAACCUCAGGUCUUCUAUCAGAGAGAGGAAAAAUCUGAAAUUCCCCCUCCACCACCACCUCACAUUUAAAUGAUGUUUCCCUGCAGUAAACUAUUUCCAAAGUCUGCUGAUUUUAACAUGAUUGGUAUUUCUUUAACAUGGUGCUCUAAUAUAAUAUUGGUUUGGAAACAAACUUGAUGGGAUAGGUUUGUGUGUUAGUCACAGCUCAUUUUCUUCUUGCAUCAUGCUCUUUGUGCAUGCCCAUUAAAAAAGUUUCCUACUUUGACUUGCUCAGCAUUCUUUGGAAAUGCAUGCAUACUGUAAAUGUCUGCAGAUGUGUAAAUCAAAUCACAGAGAGACAUCUGUUUCCUUUACCAUCUGUUUUUUAUUACAAAUGGAAUUGUCUUGAAAUACGCUUUAUUUGGUUUUUGGGAGCUGGGAUCGGAGUUUUGGUUUAUUAUCUUGAAAUAUGUGUGUAGAGUAAUUACUAUUUAUUUGGAUGAUGGACAAUGUCAAAAAUGUAGUGAGUUCCUCCCUGCAGAUUGCAGAUAUCUUUGCUGAUUUUUAAUACAAUGAAGUUCUUGCCUUUCCUUCCAACUUUAUUAUGUCUCUGUCCUACCCCACUUUCUUGCUCUUCCCAUACAUACAUUUCAUGUCCUUUGCAGCAUGUUGUGAUCUCUCAUUAUGACCUGGAUGAAAACAGCUCUUUCCCAGCCAUUUAUUAUUAUGUCAAAAUUGACCUCUAGCAUGAUAAAGCUAUUGAUACAUUGAAGACUCACUUGGCUAUCAUUUUACUUUGACUGUAAUAGGGACUAGCAGCAGUUGUGUUUUUUUCCUCUUUCAUUCCUAGGUCUCACCUCUGGUAGGUGGAAUGUCAAGUCAAAGGAGAUAUUAAAGCAUGUUAACGUAUACUGACAUGUUAGUGAAACUUUGGUUUCCAACUAUCUUUCAAGUUGGCUUGUCUCUGAAGCCAUUUUUGGUUGUAUGUAAAAGUUACUGUAUUGAUGUCUAUACAGUUUUAUGUACUUGACAGAAUAAGUCCCAGCAUUUGCUUUCUAUUUCCAUGAUUUAUGCUCUAGAAUUAGAACAAAUAAAAAGCCUUUCCCCUUCAGAUGUUUCAGGACAGCUUUAGGUAAGAAUUAAGAGUGACUGUGUGUUUGUGGAAGUAGGAAGAGACCUUUAAAUCCCUUCCUAACAGUGCUAUAUGAAACAUAACAACAGACGAUAAACCAGCUUUUUGCUUGUUUCUGAGAAGUUAGGAUGGACAAGGUUAUCUUUCAGCAGGGUCAUCUCUGUUAUUUUUAGAAUGCAAGUUAUCCCGUGCAUAUAUGUCCAUAAUAAAAGUCACUGUUGUCAUUUGUUAAAUGCAGGAUUUAGGAGCCAUUUAUUUUCUGUACUGUACUUUCCAGAGUCAAAGUAUGCAUAAUCUAUUAUUCAGAUUUGGUUGCAUUGUGUAUUCCUUACACAGAUAUAAUAAGAUACUAGAGAACUCUGUUCUUUAUUUUUGGAUCUUGUUGCGAGGGCAAAUGUAGUAAAAACAUUAUGCUAAAUAUAUGUAGAAGGAAAAGCAGUGUCUAAAAAAACAGGGUAGGAAAACCUAAGGUCUGGCAAGUCCCAAAGUAAUUUUUAAUCAUAUAGCUGUUUUGUUGUGUUUUAGAUGAUACGUUACAUGACUCCUUGAUCAAAGUUAAUACCAAACCAGAUGCAUCCUAGCUGUAGAGUUGAUUGACUUUUUAUUGAAACUGGGGCCUUGUACCUGUAUUAAUAGCAACCCAAGACACGGACAACAGGAAGCUGAAGAAGCAUUCAUACUGUUGAAGAGAAUGCCCACUAACAGAUCUAGAUCUAGGACUUUGUAGAAUAAAUUUUAGCUGCAAGAUCCAUUUCAUUUAUGAAUAAAAUUGACAGUUGUGAUAUUGAGAAGUAGGAAUACUGUAAAGGCCUGGUAGUAAUAAUUAAUAAUAAACAAAAACUUGCCUUUCUCUAUUAAAGAUAAAUUCUGGUUUUCUGUCUGUGCUAAUCCUAAAUGAGAUUGGUUAUUAAAUAGAUUUUUUUUUUUCUCAUGCAAGCAUUCCCAUUGAAACUAGUAUGGCUCACUGUAUGAAGGUGAAUGAAAUUUUACAGUAUGAAAUGAUUUUUGAUGUUGUAGGAGUUAUUCACAAAAUCUGCUUCUAUCACUAGCAUCCAGAGGAAGAAUAGUCACUGAGCAGGCACAGACAUUAACCUCUCCUUUCUCCUUAUAAACAUGUUUCAGACUUUCAGUAAAACUUGAGAAUUAAAUUAAAUUUUUAUGAAAAGCAUGUAUGUUUAGGUACGUUGGAUUGAAGAGUGUUCUAGCACUUACAGAUACAGUUUCAUAAAGAUGGUCAUGAGAUAUUUUAUCUUAAACUUGCUUCCUAUUUCUCCCUGUUUUAAAUGUUGAUGCUUGUUUGUGCUGUAUUAUAACCUGAGCUGCCACGUUACAAGAGAGCUAAGAUUUUGACAUUUAAUAUUUUAAAAAUUAAGGCUUUAUUUAAAUAUCUUUCUCAGAAGCACAUGUGGAAGCCCAAGAAAAAUUAAUGCCAGGAAAACAUUUCAGUUGCUUAUUUACUCUGUAACUAAGUGAUAUGGGCCUUGGGGAGAGGCACGAGGGUCUUGGCCUUCACAGUUCUGUCAAAUAGCAUGAAUCUGCAGUCUUUGAACAUACCUAAAUGCUUCUAUGGUUCCCAGUAUGGAUUUUCCAAGAGCAAAGUCUGCGGAGAUGAGCCUCAGUAUCGUCGUCAGAUUGGUUCCUUUCUUACUAUUAGCGUGCAGUUGGCUUAGUCUUCUCCUAGAUUAGCACUUGGACAGUUAAUUUGCAGGAUCCAGAGUUGAAUUUAUGUAUCAGAUCCUCAGUUAUAUCUAACUUAUAUAGCACUUGACACUAAUAUUAUUCUGGUAGUGUUAGAAUGCAGAGUAAGCAAGCAAAAAAUGCACUUCAGGUUUUAUAAGGAUAGCAAGUAAUAACUGAUUUGCAAAGCUGCUGUCUUGGAUCAAAUUCUUUUUGUUAACUGUAAAAAUGGAUUUACUUGCAAUUGAAAUUUCAUGAUCUGACAAGCCAGGAGAGCCCUGACCCCUCCUGAUCAUCAGUUAUUUUCAUUAUUAAUCUUGGUGUUACUGUAUCUUUGAUCAACAUGUUCAAACAUGAUCUGGAAUGUAGUAGUAGUAUUUGCUUAAAAUGUUUGAAAUGCACAGUUCAACAGUAAGGAUAAAAAUACAGUACAUCUAUAUAUCUGUAAGUUUACAAAAAAACAGCCCUCUUGUGAGCAUCCAUUUGUUGGAUUCCAUAUAUUAGAAUAUUUUAUAGCUAAGAGUCUGUGAUAUUUAUUUGAGGAGACUUAAAAAUAAUUUAUUGGCUUACCUUGUUUUUUAAUUACACGUACUGCUGUUCUCUCUAAGAAUAAGUACUGGAUCAAAACUGUCAAUGAUCAGGCCAUCAUAAGCAUUCCUUCCUUUCUCUGGACUUCCUUUUAGUUUUGGUUUGGACUAAAACGUUUUAAGUUUUAUCAUGAACGAGCUGUUUUUCUGAGUUAGGGGUCUGUCUGGAGACUCUCAUAGUCUCAGAUUCCAUUUCCACACUUUAAUUUGUGUGUGGAAUAUCAUGCGCUGCAUUCAGAACUGAGCCAUCUGUAAAAUGCUGUCGUGCUGACCAUAAUGAAUGUUGUACCAUUGACUUCAACAGGGCCAAAAUGCCAUCCUAUAUGUUUCUGCAAGGAGCUAUGCAAAAUUUCGUGGACUAAAUAAAUGUCUCUAAAUCAUUCUUUAUUAAUCAUUCUGAGACAAGGUUAGCUGGUUUUAAAGGUGUAUAAAUGAUUUAUCUGGGGAUUUUUCUCCCUCUUCUGUAAAUAAAUGUUACCUUCUAGAGAAUUAUCAUCUACCUAUCCUGAAUAUUUCUGAAAAGCAGAAAUUACAGGAAGUCAAUACUUCAAAUGAUCAUGCAAGAUUACUCUUUUUGAUAUCUGAAGCAUUAUGAGGAAAGGAAAUGCAUUUCAAUAGUGUGAAAAAUAUGAAUUAUUCCAUAACCCCAAUCAAAGUUACCUGUAGGCUGUCUGAUAAAUUUUUAAAUUCAUGAAAUGAAGUAUAGAAAUAAACAAAUGCUUUAAAUAAUGUAGGAAGAACAGUUUCAAAUGUCAGGACUUUGAUUUUCAUUAGUGAGUAGAAAUUUGCUGAUACAUUAUCUGCAGUAUUCUUAUAAAGGAUGUGAAUGGGUAAUCUUGUGCUCUCUCAGAAAAUAUUUAAUAAUGGGAAAGUGCUAUUUCACAUUAUUGAGAUGAUUCAGUUCUAAAUUAAACUAUACAUCUUUGAAGCUGACAAUAUGCUGAGAGUUUUAUGUGAUGUAGGAAAACAAAGACAGUCUGAUUUCAUUCACACUUGUCUAAAUGUAGAACAAUUUCAGAGUGGAAAAGAUUUUUACUUAUGCUGGUAUAACCUCAACAUUUAGUUUAUUGCCUCUGCUGAGAAAGAUAUUGUGGUGUGUAAGAACAUGACCUAAAUUCAUCUAAUCUCACAUUAGGUAAUUUAACUGUGGCACCUAAUCAAGGUGCCUUGUCACUCUAGAAUCAAUGGAAAGAGCAUCUUCAGAGGUAAAUCAGACAUUACUUAUCUCUUUGUAAGUCCUCAAAAGCCUAGGGUGAUUAAACUCUUCCUUUAGAUGCCCGCCAAAAGGUCUAAAAUAAAGUGGGGUGAAUUUGGGUUUAAUUGUGUAUGGUUUUGUGUCUAAGUGGAUUUCUGUGGCUGAGCAAUUCUAGUGCAUACACUGUCAUAGAAAAUUUUAUGAAACAUCAUACAUAAAAUAAAACUAUUGUUAAUAAAAUAGUAAUUAUGUGUUAUGCUUUUUUCUUAAAUUGUUUCACCAUUUGGGAUAUUACCAGUCUUUGUGAUUUGUAGUCAGUUUACAUAUUUAAAUUUUAAAGAUACUGUUGUUUUUGUUUGUUUUUAAAUAUGGAACAGUUGUUAUCUUUCAGGAAGUAUUGAUGGCAGGUCUUGAAUCUGUCCUCAGAUGCACAGUAAGUAUAUUUGGUGUUAAGUAAAAGAUCACAAAAUAGCUAUAUUCCUGGAAAAGGAUGAUUGCCUAUUCAGUGAAAAAUGGAUUUGUUGUACAAAUCAAAACUUUAAAGCAAUGAUCUUCUGUCUGUUUUGCAAUACGUAUGGAUCCAUCAGAACAGAAAAGCUAAAGUGGUAAUGGGUAGCAACUUACCCUUUUUAGGCUUAUCUCCAAAUUGCUUUAUUCUUUAAGCUAUCUCUGUUUUAUCUCUGCUCUCAUCUGAACUAAUAAAUUAAAAUUGCCCAGGAAAGUUCUCUGGAACUGGACAACUGGUCCAGUCCGUACUUCUGAUAACCUUAGCCUCUAAACAGGGUGGCUGUAUGCAAACUGGUGUUUAAAAUGGGGCCUGUUCUAAUUCCUGAACUAGACCCAGGAUUCGUUUGGAAGAAUGACAUUUGGCCUAGAGACCAUUUUAGCCAUUUAAAAGUAUAGGUAGACAAGUUCCACCAGCCAUGAAUGUUCUCUGGUGUGUUUAAUUUAAAAUACACACAUGAUCAAGUUAUCUGGAGAAACUGAAGCUCUCUGGCUCUGUCUUGCUGGUUGUGGGCUGAUACAGGUGGCAUCUAUCAGAAAAAGAGGCACAGGCAAUUCAGCAUCCUAACACUGCAAAGGGCUAGAGCCCAUUGCAGAUGUAUCUGAGCUGCAGCCAGUGUGGGAGUGUUGCAGUUUUAACUAACUGAUUUUUUUGUUCAUUUAUAUAACCAGGAAGUGUUUGGGAUAUAUCUUAAAACAUAUGAACAAGAAUAAGACAUGGUUCUACCUCUCCUAUGAACUACAGCACAUUGUAAGGGGCUUUUUAUAUUUUCUGUAAAGGUUUGCAUGUUUUAAAAUUUUGAUGAGAUUAUAUUUUCUGAUAAAACAGCUUUAAUGGUUUUAUGUUGUGAUAGCUCUGUGCCUUGCUUGUUAUCUGCUGCAGAAUAGAAUGUUCUCUUAUUUUCUAAUUGGUGGGUGGGAUGUGCUUACACUUUGUAGCUUAUCCUAGGUCUUGUCACUGCACUCCCACAAGUAAUCUCUUUUUUUUUUUUUUUUUGUCUUCUGAAUCUUGAACCCAAGUUUGUUUUUUGGGGGGAGUUACAUGGAGAAUGCCUAUCACAGCAGGAGCAUCUAGGUGUGGUAUAAAUGAAUGUUUCUGUCUAUUACAAAUUCUUUGACCAUAUUUGGCUUGAACUAUUUUCUGAGAAGUCCUUCAAAGUGAAAAGAUCUAGCAUACAGAUUUCAGAGGAAACUAAUGCCAACAGCGUGAUAAAAUGCAGGCUGUCAGAGAUAAUAUAUGCACAUUUGUUUCUGAGAAAGCCGUUAAUAUUUUCACUCUUAAUUGCUGUUCUAAGAGAGGAUUUGAUUGUAUUUUCUUUGUUUUCAGGCCUUUAUGUAUUUCUAUCCUACAGCUUGCCUAGAAAUAGAUUUUUUUCCUAUGUUUUCUGAAUCUUAGUUUGAAGUAUUCAUUAUGAUACAUUUUCUUGAAGCUUCUGUUGUGUUUCAGGAUGUUCCAGUCUAUUCUUUUCAUGACUCACAUUCUACAUACGCCACUUGAUUUCAGGAAACAUAAUCUCAGACCUGGUGAGGAGUGUGAUAGAUACACAGAGAUGAACUGAGAAACAGGAGAAAAGAAAUGUUAUGCCAUUGAAGAGAAUAGGCUUGAAUAAGUGUUGGAAUAUUUAGGUCUUAAUGAGCUGCCAUAUCAUGUACUAUGAAUGCCUGAAUAAAAAACUUUUAUUAUCCACUUUCACUGAUCAGGUGAACAUUGUCUGUUUCAAAUUAUCUUAAGACUACUGAAGGAAAAAUAAGUUAAAAGGAACUUUUGUUUGUAUGUAUUUUGAUUUUUUUUUUCCCAAAGCACUGACAUUCUGUUGUAUUCUUAAUCUGUAACUAGAUACCUAUUACCCAGUAUGGAUCUAUAACAACAUUGUUGGCACCAAAGAAUGCUUUUCAAUGAGAGGUGCAGCUUUACCUGCUGGGUAUGUAUUCAAUAUUGACAGUUUCUCAACUACAGCUUUUGUGACACAUUUGAAAGAAAAUCUUGACAUCUGUAAUAAAGAAUUGUUUAAUGUUAAAGAAUGGACUGCACUGUUGCUGAGCAAAAUGGAGGCAGGCAAUGUGGAAAUGUGUAAGACAAAAAAAAAUGUUUAAGAACAUUAUUAGACAAUCAGAAUACUCUUGAUUAGUCUUAAUUAUGCCAGACUCUUAACAAGAUCUUUAAAAGUAUGUGUGUAGCUGUCAUUAUUCUUCAGUCUACUGCGCUUCAUGGCCCUCUUUAAUUGCAGGCUAAGCUAAACUGAAUUUCCUUCCUUUUGCUGAAAGAUAAGAAUGUGUGUACAUGAAGGUACCAUAACUUUGUACUAGCAUUUUUUAAACUGCUGUAACUUGAAUAUGUGUCAGUGCCUCUAAAUUGCUCCAGGGUGCAUUUACAAAUCUUAGAUAAUGAAUGAUCUUGUUGCCUUCAGUGUUUUUCAGUGUAUAGGAAUUUACCUAUUUGUAUUCCAUGUUUCUCUGAUAAUAGCCAGGUGUAAAGUACCUUUAACACAUGAGGUGAAUAAGAUGAUUAGUAAAGCGGCAGCUUAGGCGAUAAAGCAAGAGCUUUGUUCAUUGUUCACAUAUUGUUUUAAAUGUUUGCAAGAAAUCUGCUUCAUCUGCAUGUGGUUCACUUGGCUGUGCGUAGCAAUAGAAUCACAGCAUCCUUUGCAGAAUCUCCCCUGAGAAGUUUAGAACUUAAGGAUACAGUUACCAACAGCAAAUAAUCUGCCUUGCUUUAGUGCCUCUAAAAGGCAUAGAGGUAUGAUUUUCUUUUUGAUUUAAAAGCACCCAGAAAACGAAAGGAAAAUUAUUAUUCCAUUCCCCUUUAAAGUUGAAAAAACCCUGAUAUUCAGGAGCUGUUAAAGUAAAAAAAUAUGUAUCUAGGGUCAGUUUAGCAGAGCUGCCCUUAUUCCUAUGCCAGUCAUAUAGUUCAGUGUACUGUUAAAAUAUUUCUGUUCAUGUUGUAUAAUGUAUCCUGCAAAACAGAUGCAAGUAUCAUGAAUUUACUUUUGUUGGACUUUUGGAACAGAAUCGUCUAGAUACAUAAACAGCUUUCAACUGAAAGCACAUGUAAAAACCUCAUGAAAAGGUACUUAUCCAUAUCUAGACACCUUGCAGUUACUGUUGUACUUGUGGGCUUUUUAUCAUGUUAAUGAUGAAGAUUUAGUCACUAGAUUUUUGUUUUCAUUUUUUGUUAACUUUACAGGUGUUUUAUUAGGUGUAAGAGCAAUGGGAGAAGUGGUCACUAACUCUAAAGAUCUCAUAGUCUAAAUGAUAAAAUACCUAUUAACACCCAUAUCUUAGAGAUUAAAAAUCUAGCAACUUGCAUAAGGCUUUUAGAUAAUUAUAUAGGAGUAAUUUAAUUAAAUUAAGCUGAAUUUAAAUAGUUCAAAUCGCAGUCUGUUUCACUGAAUCACAGGCAGCUUAUCUUUGAGCAGGAAGUCAUUUGCAGUAUCCAUGUUACACAUGCAUUUCAUCAAAUUCAUAAUGUCCUGCUAAGUUGUGGGGGGAGUCAGAACGCUGGAAAGCAAACAGUGUCUGUGGUGUGGAGCUAAGGCUUACACAUGAAAUGUAUGUGGUGGAGUGCAGAGAGAUGUUAAGGUGAUGAAGGCUCUAAGCAAUUACAGUGAAGUUCUGAAUUUAGAAUAUCAAACAGGCUGUGACAUAUGAAAUUCACUGGGAAAUGUUUAGGUUGUGGCUUGUGUUUUCCUUGCAAAUGAAGCGCUUCUUUUUUUGCUAAGAUGGCUUUUUCAACUGAAAGUGUUCUGAGACUAUGACAAUCUUUUAUUCUUCUUCAUUCUGUGUAGUUUCCCUAUAGAACCUUUAUUUAUUUAUUUUGGAAAAAUAUAUAUUAGUUUAUCAAGAGUGAAUUGGACAAACUCUUUAUUUGCUGUUUCCUUGUGGUUUGAAAGGAGAAAUAGUUGCAGGCAUUCCCCCUCCAUUUUGAGAAGAAAUCUAUCACAAUUUCUUAAAGUCACAAAUGAGGAAGAGAAAAUAAAAGAUGUCCAUAGUUACAAACUGGGGGGGGGGAACCUUCAAAAUUUUUUCUUGUGCCAGCAAAAAAAAAGCCUAAGAAUUUAAUCUUAUUUCCUUGAUUGGCAGCUUUGUCGAUACAUCAUUUAUGUUCAAAUUACAACUGUUUCUAUUUAAAAUGAAACAAAUGUAAAAAAAGCCCAGCACUUUCAUCAAAGGAAGUAUAUAUUGAUUAUAUUGGUAUUUUUUACUAUCAUUUUAUUAUUUUGAUGAAUGUCUCCUAACUGGAAUUUUGUGGUAAACCACAAAUUUGGAAAAUUUUUCUUAACCUUUGUGAUUUCAAAUGUGGCAAGAGUGGCCAACAACUUAUGAAGUUUCUUGUUCUAAGGCAAAAUCCUAUCACUAGCACACUGCCAAACACUGCACACCACUUUACUGCUAAACAAACAAACAAACAAACAAACAAAAAACCACUUACAAAUAUUCUUACAAAUAUUAAUGAGUGAAUAUUGAAAUAUUCUGCUUUCCUCUUGAGAGACAAAUGCACUCAUCUGAAUAAGCUCAUCUGUGAAUUAGCUUAGCUAUGCCCUGCAAAAUUCGUAGACAGACAAAUUUCAAAAAGGGCUACUCCUUUCUUAUUUCAGUAGGUAUAAAUUUAGUUAAUUGGUCAAGGAGAAUUGAAUUGAAAUAAUAGGUAGUUAAACUAGUUUAAAUGUCUCUAGCAUAGGGGCCUGUAUGGAUUAAAUAUUUAUUUUUGACUUUUAGAGUUAUUAAUGCAUUUUUCUGAAAAGAUAGCAUCAGAGAUAUCUCAAAUCUCUAUAAUCCUGUUAAAUAGAAACAUUUCCUUGGUGAUGGGCGUUCUAGAGAUCCUGCUAAAAGUACUAAUCUAUUUUACAUUAGCACAUCAUAUUAGACAUCUCUUUGAGACUCAAGAGUAUUACUUGUAUUUUUCAUUCAAUACUGACUGACAAUGUAUAUAUAUUUCAGUUUAACAACAAUGUGCCAUUAGACUGUUAUAGCAAAAUAACCGCAAAAGUAGCCUAAAAUCUUUACCUAGGAGAUUAAUGUAUCAAAAAUAGAUGUUUUUCAUAUCGAAAUGAGAAUUCUAACUCUCAAACCAUGAAUCUCAAAGCACAAUAUGACUUCUUAUUCCGCUAUUGUGUGGUUGUCCUGUUAGGACUGAACAAUGGGACGUGCUAUGACAGCCUGAUGCUGAUAUGACAGCUGUCUCAAGAAAAAAAAAACCUAUUAGUUUUAAUCAAUACAACACAAUAUAUAAUAGGCUCUCCUAGUAACUACUUUUCUUUCCUGAAUGUAUAUAGAAUAGCAUUAUACCUGGGAACAUAUUUCUAACUGCAGUCAGUAUCUGCUGGCUAUAGGAAAAUACGAUUAUAUGCUAGCUUGGGUUAUGCAUUAGCAGAAAAGGCAGGCAACAUAGACUGUAGUCUAGAGCUUUUCAUUGGCUCCAUUUUAGUAUUGCCAAAAAGUACACAGUAAAUAUAUAUAUAUAUAUAUUUUUUAAUUAUGCUCACAGAGCAUAUUAUUGUCUGUGAUAACAGAGAUCUCUUUCCUUAUCAGAAGACUUAGCAGAGUUUUCGCAUUGUGUCUUUCCCUGCUGCCGGCACAGUGAAGCACAGAGGACGUAGCUAGAGGAGAGGAUAUAUGCCAGAACGUUCAUACAAUAUGAUGACCCUCAGGAGUAUUAUCCUUGCUGCGCUGCCACAGACAACAAACAUAAACUAGAGCAAGCCUAUUGCUUCUUUUUAGGACACAGAGAAGAUCUUGAAAAUCUCUUACUUGUGAGUACCCUACAGACUCCAAGAAGAGGAAUAAUUUAAAAAAAGUAAAUAAAUUACCUAUAAUUGCAUAAUAUAUGAGCUAAUCCCAUGAUUUCCAUGAGCCUGACUGAUGCUCUUAAAAGAUUGGAGUUGUUCAGGUGUCGGAUAUAGUCAUGUAUUUCAAAAUCUAGCAGAAACAAUUAUUUUCUGAAAUAUAAGAAACAAAAUGUUUCAGCUCAUCAGCCCAUAAGUACCUGUCACAGCACAACUAAAAAGUAGGUGAAUGAGCUGAUAAUGGACAUCUGCACAGCUUUUAAUCCUGGUUCAGUGUGAUAGCUGUGCCUAGAGUCAGCAUAAAGGCUGGGCAAUUAAGACAGUGAUCAAAAGAACUGCUGUUGUUCAGACCUCUUGAGGAGGGAUUAGGCUCCACAUUUCCCAUGCUGGUGAAACCUGUCAUUGGCAAUCUCUAACACACUGGUUCUGAACUAGUGAAAUAUGCCAAUGUACGUACCAGUAUGGCACAUACGAGAUCGAGCUCAAGCCUUAUGCUGACAGUGGGGAGGUGAGGUGGGAAGCAAGUAGGGUGAAUGAAGAGGCAGUGGCAGCCUGAGAGGACCAAGACGAAGGGAUGAGGUAUGAAUAAUUCGUAUGGGACUGGAGUGUCCAGCCAUCUGCAAGGAGGCAAAAGUGAGAGGAGUUAAAAGGUAUCUGCAGGAAUGCUUAUAUUCAAACCACUUCUCUAAAUUAGCUAGCGUGCAGCAUGGGUAUCCUUUCACAAAGGAGGAUAACAUGAUUGGUUUCUAUAAAGAAGACUCAUUUAAUUUUAUAAUGGUACUUAGGCACUUUUUGCAAAAAUAAAAAUGGCUGGCAUCAUGUGUUGUUUAUUUAAUGACAAAUUAGAUCUCAGAAUAUAAUAUCUUGAAAAUUAGUUUUGGUUUUAAUAUUUUUCUUUUUUAAUCACAGAUUUCCAUUAAGAGUAGGUGAAUAAAAUAUGCACCUCCAUGAACUACUGAAAAAUAAUAUGGAAGAGUGGGUGAGAAGAGCUUUGCUAAUUCCAAGCAAUUCAAAUGAAAUACUUUAAAACCAGAAUGUCAUUUGCAAAAUCUCUAGAUCUCCUGUCUCAGUGCUAUGAAAUUAGACUGCAGCAAAAUAAUUUUAUGUAAUAAACUCCUAUUAUGUCUCUUCA